AUGCCUGUGCUUGCCUUACCCUUCUACAUGCCGCCCCUCAUCAUCUCAUACCGGCAACCUUGUCUCUGCUCCUCUUGCAGCCGCCUGCACUACAACUACUUUUUCCCACUUUCUUUGGCCGAUCAUCGCGUUUGCCCGCUUCUUAUAGCGCCUCCCACCCCUCUCUCGCUGCUCUCUUCCUUGGCCAGUGGCGUUGCCAGCAACUACCUUACAGGCACCGUGCCGGCACUCUCCAGCGGUCUUCGCACGCUGGACGUGCGAUACAACUUCCUCACGAACGUGCCAGCAGUCACCUACACGUACUGUGGCGGCAACAACAACUGCCUGCUCACGCCCUCCAAGUGCGCCACCGCUGGCUCCACUCAGAGGCCUACGGCGGACUGUGCCAUCUGCGGCACCACCAACGCCGUGGGCCCCUUCUGCACUGCCUCAGGAGAGGUGUGCAUGCCGGACGCGGCUGCAAAUGAUGCCGCGGGCACUGUGAAUGCGCCGGUGCUUCCCUUGCUCUUCAUGGGCAACCUGGAAUCUGCAAAACUCGUGCGCAAGAGCUUCCCCUCAGACAUCUCUAAGCUCACGACUCUUACCGGCCUAUCCAUGAAGUGGCUGCGAUGCAACUACCUCACGGGCACGCUCCCAGCGAGCAUAACCAACUUUAAGUAUCUGGACAUUGGUCUGAACUUCUUUGCUGGGGUCAUGCCGUCCCCAUCCUGGAAGCUUUGCAGUGCCUACUACAACUGCUUCUCUAACCUGGGCAACUGCGCUUGGCAAGCGAGGGUUGCAGGCCAGUGCAGCAUCUGCGGCAGCACUGACUGCACGGGCACGCUGUGCGGACCCGGGAAGGCGUGUUUGCCGCAGGACGCUAGUGCUCUGAUCGCGGCUGGGACGUUGAAUGUGGGGCAAACGAACCCAGCUUGCAUGGACGUGCCCAUGACCAUCCACCCCGUUGACGCCGCCGCCCUGCUGAACAUCAAGAGCACGCUGGGUGUGACGUACACCACGUGGACCGCCACCAGCCCGUGCCGCCUGUUUGGAAGCUUGCAUAAUAACUCAUCUGCCCUCUUGCAUUCGGUGUCACACGUGGGGUGGGGUGGGCCCAAUCCCUUCCUUGCAUCAGUGCUGUGGACGGCCUGGGCCUCAAGGGGUCAAUCCAUGCUGAGAUGUCCGCGCUCACGACUCUCACCCGAGUGUGAGUCUCCUCUGCUUCACUCUUAUGCUGCUGUACUUGCUUUCACAUGGCUCUCCUACCACCAUGUUGCUGCAUUCGAUGAUGCCUUCCCUAUUUUGGCCUGCUUUUGUGGUCAUGUGGAGCCAUGUUGCAUUGAUACGUGUGGUGAAGGUUCAAGUGCAAUAGCCUCUCUCACCUCCUUUUCCUCACCUCACCUGCGCCCUCUGCACGCCCCCUCUUCCUUCUGCUCGCCCCCUUUGCCCUCUGCACGCCCCCCUUUGCCUUCUGCUCGCCCCCUUUGCCCUCUGCUCGCCCCCCUUUUCCUUCUGCUCGCCCCCUUUGCCCUCUGCUCGCCCCUCCCCCGCAGGUCGCUGACGUCCAACUUCUUCAACUACCGCAUCGACUCCUUUACCUCAAGCAUGAAAGCCUUGCCCAAUCUGGUCGACAUGUGA
Messenger RNA from Closterium sp. NIES-65, 1617 nucleotides. The record is from the annotation of a GenBank genome assembly. Lineage: Eukaryota; Viridiplantae; Streptophyta; Zygnematophyceae; Desmidiales; Closteriaceae.